CAGUAUGAAUUUCAAUCAAAUUAAACUCAGAGUAGUUUCUCCAAAUUACAUUUCUAAGCUCCAUUAAGAUGAGAAAUUCUGACACAGCAAUGAUCGUGUACCUGAUCGUUUUCACAAUGUGUAUGGCAGAACUCAAAACUACGACAGCCGCGAAUACCACAACGUUGAAACAAAAUUUUUAUGGCAAAUCUUGCCCAGCAGCUGAAAGAAUAGUGCGGAGGACUGUAAGCGAUGCAAUUGCUCAGAAUCCGGGGAUAGCUGCUGGUCUUAUUCGCCUCUAUUUUCAUGACUGCUUUGUCAGAGGCUGUGAUGCUUCCCUCCUACUAAAGUCGACACCAGGAAACGAAUCAGAGCAAGAUCAUGGCGCGAAUGGGGCAACCUUGAGAGGAAUGGAGGUCAUUCAUAAGGCCAAGGCCAAGCUUGAAGCUCAAUGCCCCAAGACUGUGUCAUGCGCAGACAUACUAGCUUUUGCUGCCCGUGACAGUACACUCCGCGCUGGUGGAUUUUCUUAUAGACUUCCAUCAGGACGUCGUGAUGGAACAGUUUCCUCAAUCGACGAAGCUGGAGAAAACCUACCUCCUUUAGGUCCUGAUAUUGCAACCAUAUUCAAAUCUUUCUCAAGAAAGGGAAUGUCUAUGAAAGAAAUGACAGCACUUCUUGGAGCUCACUCCAUUGGAAUUGUGGAUUGUAGAUUCUUUUCUUCCCGCCUUUAUACAUUCAAUAAUAAACCUAACUCCACAGAUCCAUCUCUGGAUAAAAAAUAUGCAUCUUUUCUGAAGAGAAAAUGUCCACAAAAUUCAGUCAGUGGUGGAAAGGUGAACCUUGAUGUCGUGACCCCUAAUCGGCUCGAUAGCCAGUAUUACAAGAAUCUGAAGAAGAAGAUGGGAGUACUGGGAUUAGAUCAACAACUCGAAACCACCCCUUCGACGGCGAAAUUUGUGAGUAAUUAUUCAAAAUUUCCUGAAGUGUGGGCAGCUGAUUUUGCAGCGGCUAUGAUACACCUUGGCUCUCUCGGUGUUUUGACAGGGAAUGAAGGUGAAAUCAGAGAGAACUGCGAGGUUAUUAACUAGGAUUUCUUCAGCAGUGGAUCUGCUUGACUAUUAAUGCCACAAUCUUUCAAACAGAAACUACUUGCGACCUCAGAAUGCUAUUGUCCAAGGCUCUAAGCUACCAGGAAUUCUUUCUGUACACUUUAUUUUCCUUCUGUUGAGAAGCAGUCUGGGUUGUUAUUUCAUUAUUUAUGAAUUUAUUAUUCAAAGAUUU
Daucus carota subsp. sativus is the source of this 1263-nucleotide messenger RNA. Its product is annotated as peroxidase 5. The coding region runs from base 69 to 1070 and encodes 333 amino acids. The record is from RefSeq and is a predicted model, not a curated record. Gene Ontology annotation, biological process: hydrogen peroxide catabolic process; response to oxidative stress. Gene Ontology annotation, molecular function: heme binding; peroxidase activity. NCBI's taxonomy places the organism in Eukaryota, Viridiplantae, Streptophyta, Magnoliopsida, Apiales, Apiaceae. Gene Ontology annotation, cellular component: plant-type cell wall; plasmodesma. The transcript has 2 exons.